AUGGCACAGAGUGGAAACGGAGCAGCAUGUGAGAGUGAUGUUACAUCACUUGGUACCGGACAAGAGCUGAAUUUUGAUGAUGACACACUGAAAGGUAAAGAUUCUUACAACUGUUAAUAGUGUAUAACCAAAAGGCCUCUAAUAUAGCAAACUAAGGACAAAUGAAAAAAAAAUUAAAAAAAGACAAAAAACCGUCAUUUGAAAACAUUCAACAUACGGAAGUGGUUAAAGAGUCAAAGUUGACAGUAUCUCUACUAAAAGUGGGUUUUUCAUUUUCUUUUUUUUUUCUCUAGAUAAGGCUUUUCGUAGAAUUUGUGGUCGAGUUUAUCACGUGUCGCCUAAUGAAUGGUUAUUUUGGUACUAGUGCUUUAUAUACAAGUAAAGAUAGUGUCAAUUUACAGCGUUAUAGCGGGGCUCCCGCGCGCGCGAAGCGCGCGUGGGACAGAGCCCCAUACUCAUGGAAUAUGGUCAAACUCUUUUCCUUUGGUUGUCACGUGAUUGACCGAGCGUACGUACGUACGCGUCUACAGAUUGUAAGGGUGGGGUAGGGGAGACUAUCAAAAGGAAGGGAGGGGUGUCUCCGGCGUGUCUUUGCAAGUCCACAUCUUUAAUAUAGGAUUUUAGGACAUUCACAAUAUGGUCAAUUGACAGCUGUCAAAACAGGAUAGCCACUGACCAGUAUCCCAUGACCAUAUCGCGGGCUCAUGUGUCAACUCAUCGAGGUGACGUGAUAUAUUUGGAAGCUGUCCGCUGACCAGUUAAUUGUUUUACUAGAUCGCGAACAAUGUUCAAUCUCAUACUUUUACUAGUUAAACUGAUAAUGCACACAUAUUGGACAUCAAUGUUUUGAUCAAUUGACAGCUGUCAAAACAGGGUACCCGCUGACGAGUAUCACUUGACCGUAUCGCGGGCUCAGGUGUCGACCCAUCGAGGUCAAGUAUUUUUUUGGAAUCAUCCGCUGACAAGUUACUAGUUUCCAGGUGAUCGCAGGCUCAAGUUCAAGUUUUUUCUAAAUUCAUAUGAAAUAUGUUGUGCUUAUGUGUAGCCUCCCCGCAGACGUCCGUUGGGGUUCGUUUGUCACGCAAUCAUUUCUCCGUCGUCCGUUGGGUUUCGAAAUGAAUGCGUGACAAACGAACCCCAACGGACGUCUGCGGGGAGGCUAGUUUAUGUGCUACACAAUUAAAAUUUUGAUUGCAAACUGACCUCGGACGCGAAAAUUCAGCCAGCUGUUACAGGCAGGGAAGACAGUUGCUUUUGACUUUUCUCACCAUGGUCACGCGUUGGUCACGCUCUACGUCCAAUUUUUAUGCUCUGAUUGGUCAAAAUUUGACAGGUGAGUUCAUGCGGAAAAUUUAUGCAGCAUCUUGAAUCUUGUUUACUUUGACAGCUGAAGCUGACAGAGUUUUGUGUCAACUUGUGAUGUUUUUAACUGUCUUUUUCCACUGGAUGUGCAAAAUGAAAUUCAGCUGCUAUCAGGAGUCCUCUGUUAUUCAUGGCUAGUUUGUUUAUUGGGUUUUUGGUUGAGGAAUACGUCGCUUGUCAAAGUCGGAAAUCCGAUUUCGGAUGGCAUCGUUUUCGUUUUCACCUUGUUUGAUGCGUAAGAGCAUUGCAAAGUCUGAAGCGAUACUGGCUUUUCUUGAUACCUUUCAGGAGCUGCAUCUCGGAGUGGAAACGGAGCAGCAAGUGAGAGUGAUGUUACAUCACAUGGUACCGGCCAAGAGCUGAACUUUCCUGAUGGCACACUAAAAGGCAAGUAUUCUUACAACUGUUAAUAGUGUAUCACCAAAAGGCAUUUAAUGUAGCAAACUAAGGACAGAUGACAUAAAAUAAACAAAAAAGGCAAAAAACCGUCAUUUGAAAUUAUUCAACAAACGGAAGUGGUUAAAGAGGCAAAGUCGUUAAACAGUAUCUCUACUGAAGGUGUUUUUUUCAUUUUUUAUCUGCAUUAGGCUUUCCGUAGAAUUUGUGGUCAAGUUUAUCAUUUGUGGCAUAAUGAAUGACUGUUUUGGUACUGGUGCUUUACAUACAAGUGAACAUAAUGUCAAUUUAUAGCUUUAUACUGAUUUUCCAGAUCAAACCAUUAUGGCACAGAGUGGAAACGGAGCAGCAAGUCAGAGUGAUGUUACAUCACAUGGUACCGGACAAGAGCUGAACUUUGAUGAUGACACACUGAAAGGUAAAGAUUCUUACAACUGUUAAUAGUGUAUCACCAAAAGGCCCUUAACAUGAGAAAUUUAUGGAGAAAUGAAAUAAAAGAUACAGAAAGGAAAAAACCGUCAUUUGAUAACAUUCAACAUUUGAUACAUGAAGACUAAAAGUAGUUAAACAUUAUUUCCACUGAAGGUUAUUUUUAUUUUUUAUCUAAUAUUAGUUAAUACUAGUUAAUAGUAGUCAUUAUUAUAUGGAGGAGAGUGUUUUACUGGGAACUAAACCACUCGUAGAUUCCAUACGCCACUUCAUCCGGGACCCGAGUGGCGUAUUUUCCGUAUGUCACCUUUGUGAGUGUCGUAUCGUUCAAUUACGUCUCGAUUCCCGCCUUUUGCUUUUGUUGAAAUGGUUUCUCCAUAUAAUAAAAAGAACAUUACAGGUUGGCUCGAAGAUAUGAAUUUUAUGUUCUCGUGGCAAAAACAAUAUCUCACGAGUGAGCGAAGCGAACGAGUGAGAUAUUGUUCUUGCCACUCGAACAUAAAAUUCAUAUCUUCUCGCCACCGUGUAAUAUCCUCUAUAUAUUAAUUUAAAGCUUUUUGCCGAUUUUUCCAGAUCAAACCAUUAUGGCACAGGGUGGAAACGGAGCAACAUGUGAGAGUGAUGUUACAUUACUUGGUACCGGACAAAAGCUAAAUUUUGAUGAUGACACACUGAAAAGUAAAGAUUCUUACAACUGUUAAUAGUGAAGGACAAAUGAAAUAAAAUUUAAAAAAGACAAAAAACCGUCAUUUGAAAACAUUCAACAGACGGAAGUGGUUAAAGAGUCAAAGUCGACAGUAUCUCUACUGAAGGUGUUUUUUUCAUUUUUUAUCUAGAUUAGGCUUUUCGUAGAAUUUGUUGUCGAGUUUAUCACUUGUGGCAUAAUGAAUGGCGGUUUUGGUACUAGUGCUUUAUAUACAAGUGAAGAUAAUGUCAAUUUAUAGCUUUAUACUGAUUUUCCAGAUCAAACCAUUAUGGCACAGAGUGGAAACGGAGCAGCAUGUGAGAGUGAUGUUACAUCACUUGGUACCGGAGAAGAGCUGAACUUUGAUGAUGACACACUGAAAGGUAAAGUUUCUUACAACUGUUAAUAGUGUAUAACCAAAAGGCCUUUAACAUGAGAAAUUUAAGGAGAAAUGAAAUAAAAGAUACAGAAAGGAAAAAGCCGUCAUUUGAUAACAUUUAACAUUUGAUACAUGAAGACUGAAAGUAGUUAAACAUUAUCUCCACUGAAGGUGAUUUUUAUUUUUUUUCUAAUAUUACUUAAUACUAAUUAAUAGUAGUUAAUAUUAAUUUAAAGCUUUUUGCCGAUUUUUCCAGAUCAAACCAUUAUGGAACAUGGUGGAAACGGAGCAACAUGUGAGAGUGAUGUUACAUUACUUGGUACCGGACAAGAGCUGAAUUUUGAUGAUGACACACUGAAAGGUAAAGAUUCUUACAACUUUUAAUAGUGAAGGACAAAUGAAAUAAAAUUUAAAAAAGACAAAAAACCGUCAUUUGAAAACACUCAACAUACGGAAGUGGUUAAAGAGUCAAAGUCGACAGUAUCUCUACUAAAAGUGGGUUUUUCAUUUUCUUUUUUUUAUCUAGAUUAGGCUUUUCGCAGAAUUUCUUUUCGAGUUUACCACUUAUGGCAUAAUGAAAGGUUGUUUUGGUACUAGUGCUUUAUAUACAAGUAAAGAUAGUGUCAAUUUACAGCUUUAUACUGAUUUUUCCAGAUCAAACUAGUAUGGCACAGAGUGGAAACGGAGCAGCAAGUGAGAGUGAUGUUACAUCACAUGGUACCGGACAAGAGCUGAACUUUGACGAUGACACACUAAAAGGUAAAGAUUCUUACAACUGUUAAUACUGUAUCACCAGAAAGCCUUAAAGAUUGCAAACUAAGGACAGAUGAAAUAGAAUAUACAAAAAAGACACAAAACCGUCAUUUGAAAUUAUUCAACAAACGGAAGUGUUUAAAGAGGCAAAGUCGUUAAACGGUAUCUCUACUGAAGGUGGUUUUUUUAUUUUUUAUCUAGAUUAGGCUUUUCGUAGAAUUUGUGAUCGAGUUUAUCACUUAUGGCAUAAUGAAUGGAUGUUUUGGUACUGGUGCUUUAUAUACAAGUGAGGAUAAUGUCAAUUUAUAGCUUUAUACUGAUUUUCCAGAUCAAACCAUUAUGGCACAGAGUGGAAACGGAGCAGCAAGUGAGAGUGAUGUUACAUCACAUGGUACCGGACAAGAGCUGAACUUUGAUGAUGGCACACUGAAAGGUAAAGAUUCUUACAACUGUUAAUAAUGUUUCACCAAAAGGCCUUUAAGAUAGCAAACUAAGGACAAAUAGACUGACGACAAAAAAUCGUCAUUUGAUAACAUUCAACCUUUGAUACAUGACGACUGAAAGUCGUUAAACAUUAUCUCCAUCCACUGAAGGUGUUUUUUAUUUUUUAUCUAAUAUUAGUUAAUACUAGUUAAUAUUAAUUUAGAGCUUUUUACCGAUUUUUCCAGAUCAAACCAUUAUGGCACAGAGUGGAAACGGAGCAGCAUGUGAGAGUGAUCUUACAUCACUUGGUACCGGACAAGAGCUGAACUUUGAUGAUGACACACUGAAAGGUAAAGAUUCUUACAACUGUUAAUAGUGUAUCACCAAAAGGCCUCUAAUAUAGCAAACUAAGGACAAAUGAAAUAAAAUUUAAAAAAAGACAAAAAACCGUCAUUUGAAAACAUUGAACAUACGGAAGUGGUUAAAGAGUCGAAGUCGACAGUAUUUCUACUGAAGGUGUUUUUUUUAAUUUUUUAUCUAGAUUAGGUUUUCGUAGAAUUUGUGGUCGAGUUUAUCACUUGUGGCAUAAUGAAUGGAUGUUUUGGUACUAGUGCUUUGUAUACAAGUGAACAUAAUGUCAAUUUAUAGCUUUAUACUGAUUUUCCAGAUCAAACCAUUAUGGUACAGAGUGGAAGCGGAGCAGCAAGUGACAGUGAUGUUAAGCCACUUGGUACCGGAGAAGAGCUGAACUUUGAUGAUGACACACUGAAAGGUAAAGUUUCUUACAACUGUUAAUAGUGUAUAACCAAAAGGCCUUUAACAUGAGAAAUUUAAGGAGAAAUGAAAUAAAAGAUACAGAAAGGAAAAAGCCGUCAUUUGAUAACAUUUAACAUUUGAUACAUGAAGACUGAAAGUACUUAAACAUUAUCUCCUCUGAAGGUGAUUUUUAUUUUUUUUCUAAUAUUACUUAAUACUAAUUAAUAGUAGUUAAUAUUAAUUUAAAGCUUUUUGCCGAUUUUUCCAGAUCAAACCAUUAUGGCACAGGGUGGAAACGGAGCAGCAUGUGAGAGUGAUGUUACAUCACUCGGUACCGGACAAGGGCUGAAUUUUGAUGAUAACACAGUGAAAGGUAAAGAUUCUUACAACUGCUAAUAGUGUAUCACCAAAAGACCUUUAAUAUAGCGAACUAACGACAAAAAAAUAAAAUAUACAAAACUGACAAAAAAUCGUCAUUUGAAAACAUUCAACAUACGGAAGUGGUUAAAGAGUCAAGGUCGUUAAACAGUAUCUCUACUGAAGGUGGUUUUUUUCAUUUUUUAUGUAGAUUAGGCUUUUCCUAGAAUCAGUUGUGGUCGAUUUUACCUCUUGUAGCAAAAUGAAUGGCUUUUUUGUUACUAGUGCUUUAUAUACAAGUUAAAGGGGCUAUGUCAGCUGGAGAGCAUGUGCUCUGAGGUUAUGCAAAUUACUUUCAACUGUCAAAAUUCUAUUGUUUUUAACGCGUGACUUUCUCCAUGUGCGCUCUGAGGUUAUGCAAAUUACUUUCAACUGUCAAAAUUCUAUUGUUUUUAACGCGUGACUUUCUUCAUGUUCUCUGUCACGUCCAAGGUUCCGAAUUUAGAGAGGUUAACAAGCGAAAUGGGUUUAGAUAAGGGAUAUUUCGAUAGAAUUUAUGGAACGUUUCUUCUCUGGUUAUGCUAGAUCAAGAAUAAAAUUGUGACGACAAUUUUACUUGUAGUUUUGAAGUAAAAACGCAUGCCAUUCAUAAAAUAGAGCGCAAACAAAAAUUCAACUACAACAUAUUGUCUUAUUCAACAAAAUAAAUGGAAGUUGUAUUUUACAAACGAGCUACAAAAGACGCUAGACCGAAGAUAAAGACCAAGACUGUUUCAAAUCAUUAGCAAUUAGACUUGUCUGUCGCUAUUGAUUUUAUAAUUUAGAUGCUGAUAGAACAAGAGACCAAGUCUUUGUUUUGAUCUUAGGGAAACAUACAUUAUCGCGCAAAAUUGUUCGAUCGUGCCGAAUCACUGCGACGUCGAGAAAAACAGAACCCAGUAUCAUUGGUAUACUACUCCACUAUAAGCAGUCCGUUGAUAAAAAGGGAAAGUAAACUCUGCUAUUUUCCAAAAUUAUGCUCGAACACAAACAGUUCAAAAACAUGGCAUUUACAGGAUCUAACUCGUACUAAGGUGUCUCUCUAAGUCCGUUGAGAACAAUCUGGACGAGCAAACGGUCGUGUUUAUCUUUGCCGUGAAUCGAGAUAAAUACAAGAAGGAAUCUAGCCGAAUUUUAGAAUGUUUCCUUCGCCAGGAGUUUAGUUUCGUCACGAAACUCAUGGCCUGAUGCUCUUGUAAUCGUUUACAAAAAACGGCCGCCGCCAACUCGAUAGCCGCUUCAUUAUAUGUCCACAUACUUUGAGUACAAGAAAAAUCCAAGAGCCAGCAGCCUCUAAAAUAACUCAAUAGAAAGGUCCUGUGAACUAUAGGGAAGAUUCCAUCAAAGAUUCCAUCACUCGUUGUGGAGUAGCCGUCAUUAACUCUGCCAUUACAACGGCCGCUGAUAAGAGGACACAGUAAAUCCACGUAAAAACAUUCCACAGGCAAACAAUUUUAAAAUAACGCCAAAAAAUUGUUCUGUAAUCACCACAAAACGAUUCUUAAUACAAAACUUCGCUAACUAUAGAGCGAUGGCUGAGAUUUAGACAGAUAAAAACAGCCUUCCAAAAUCUCCGACACAACUUGAAAAAGUUGGGCUGUCUUUUUCAAGUUUGUUUUCAUUGGCUCGCGCAUGCGUGUUGUGUGACAUAGCCCCUUUAAGAUAAUGUCAAUUUAUCAGUUCGGGAGUAUGCCAGUUUUGGAAGAAGCGAAAACAAUGGUCUACGUCACCAACCAUAACAUGAUCACCAUGGCGAUGGUCAUUUUCAAAACAUACAAAAUGGCGGACAAGGGAGAGGAGAAGAGAGAGUAUUGACCAAAAUUCUCGUUUAUUCUUGCUUUAUCGAGCCUUUUAUUUGUCUUUUCGUUACUAUGAAUUGGGAAGUACCUUGAGGACAGGGAGUAACCAUUCUUGCGCUAUAGUUCUUCGCUUAUCGCGCGCUUAGUAGGCACUGCGUACUCACUGCCGUAUGUAAUCAGUACAUCGAAAAUAGGUAAGCACGCCAACAAGUUUGUGCCUAUUUAUUUCAUUAUUUUUUUAUAUCAUAAGGAAAAAAGAACGCUUUGGAAACAACUAAAAAGUGAGUUGUUCUAUAAUUCAUUUCCUUAUGUUUGCUUUCACAGUAAGUGUUAAUGUAAUUUUUCCCGUUGCUUCUGUUUCUCUCCCGCGAGUGAGCGACUGGCCGGAGAAGACGGCUAUAAUUCAGGUUAUUGUUUUUGUGCAAGCGAGUCAUUUGUGAGUAUAAUAUCAGUUUUUUCGAAUAUGAUGUUCUGUUGGUUUAUGUCUUAAAGCGGUUCCGUCCAGGUAUACAACAGGUUUACAAGGGAUUUCUGAGGGUAUUUGUGCCCUCGUUUUCUUCUUGAAAACCCACAAAGUGAAAAUCUUACAUAUCAUCCCUGAUCAUUUUUGUUUUUGUCCCGCUUCAAAAAAACCUAUUGCUUUCAAUUAUUCCACUUUCUGAAGUUCACUGAUUAUUUGGUCAAGCUUAACAAAUGCAAGAGGCUCUUUAGAAUUUAAUAAACAUAUUGGAAAACUAAGAAUUAUGCUUGUUACAUGCUUUUGGAUCUAUUGAUUAAAAUGGGACACUAUAGUCUUGUAGUCCACCGGAUUUGACCGGAGGUCAGAGAUCAACAAGGUUAUGGUUUGUUAUAAAAUAUCCUCUUGUAUGGGAUUUGAUGUUACAUCCGAAUAAUACUAAAUUAUUGUUUUUAACUCUGGAGUUGCCUUUAAACCAAAGGCAUUGUAACUUUGAGGAGCACUUUUCUCCAAGUCUUCUCUGUGGGGACCCUCAAACAAUUCUAUUAGACAAGUUUUGCCCCAAAAUAAUAAUGAUUACUGCACUUGGCAUGGACACAACAUAAGUUUUCCAAAGUUCUUUUUCAUAGCCCGUUCUUCAUGUUUCUAUUGAACAGCACUUUCAAGAAAACAAAGCUCACACAUCAGAGUAAAGAUUGUAAUAAAAGUUAUUUAUUGUUACAUUUUGUUUUUUGUAAAUAAACAUUUGAUUUUAGGUCCUGACAGUUAAUUCUUUCCGUAUUACUGUUUUUGAUUUAUUUCUGACCUGCAUGACUCGCUGCCAUGGCUCUCUGGCUCGCAUAUUAUACACACUCUUUUAUCUCAAAAUCUUGUUUUUUAACACCUUCUUGGACAUGAAAACCAAAAACCAAAACUUAUUUGAUAUAAUGAAGACAGUAGCAGCUGACAUCGAUUUUCAAUAGUUAUCUUGUGAGAUGUCUCUCAUGUAUUAUUUAUUAGGGAGGAUGAUUUGUUGAAGACGAUGCAUUAACAUAGAUGCUUUUUCAUCAAGAGAAUCUCAAUAAUUUAGGAUUUCUUCAAACACACACAUAUUCGACAUUAUGAAAUCAAAUGUGGGCUUAUUGCUCAUGCACAGGGAUUGAUGGGGCAGAGUGGCAUUUUUCAUGUUUCAGAUUGACCUUUUGCACAGCACAGGGACUGAACAUAUUAUGUAUUUGGCAUCUGUAAAGUAUAAACAAUAUUUGACGCGAGGGAUUGAACAUUAUGUAGAGAAAAUCUUCACAAGCCUCCACUUCCAUGACUCCUUUCUCAUCUAUCUCCUUUAAAGCCCCUUGAAUAAAGGCCACAGUCUCUUCUAUGGUUGAAUGGUCAUUGAGUGUGAGCUUCCACUCACAAGGUAUAUAAGCCCCCCGUCCAACCUGUUUCCCUCUUCCCCAUUUUUGAAAGGGUCAAAGGAGGGGCUUUUGAGGUGGGUAAGCCUGUGACCACACUACAAAGAAACAAAAAAAAAACAUGAUUAAUUUUAUUGAGGUAGGGUUGAAUUUGGACAUUAAAUUUUUCAUUACAGUGGAACAUAAGGCGAACCUAAAGCAAUAUUUUGCCCUCAGAGUACAAAUAUGUCGUUCUGAAGAUAUUUAGCAUUUUGUCUUCCUGGUUCCUUUUCCCAGCUUUUUGGCACAAACGCAACAACAUGUUUGUACUAUCUCCAGAUGUUUGUGUACAUUUUGGACGGACAUCCUGAUCAAAAUAAAAGAAAUCAAUAUAAGAACCUACUCACACCGAUUUAAAACUCAUUCCACACACAUGAUCUGGAUCAAUAAAGUGAUUUCUAGAUGAAAGUCGCAUACAUUGCCGGUGAACACAACCAAAAACAGACCUGAUCGAUUAUAACUAAAACUACACAGACAGACUAAGGCAUAACCAUCAAUAUUAGUAACCCUUCCUGUCCGUUGGCAAUUUUCAAUGUGUGGUUGCCAUUUUUCCUAGGUUGUUGCCAUCGAUGAAACUUUGCCUGAACACACUUUACAUGUUGUAGUUUUGAGGAAAAUUAGUCUUGAUUUCGUAAAAAUUCGGCAAGAUACUGAAAACUAAACAUAAAUUCAUGUACUUACAUUCGAUACCCGUCAAGAUGGCGGCGGCGGCGGCGGCGAAGGCCAUUUGAAAACUGUCGCUUUUAACUACCGAAAUGUGGCAGGAAACGUCCCUUGACUUUAAAAAAGCAAGGAGAAGGCUUCUUCAUCGGUACUGCUAGCUCGGAAGUCCCAGAUAUUGAACGAGGAGACCUGCAACAGGCUUUGAAAAAAGCUCCCUUGUUUCUUGCUAUUAUUUUUUCCUAUUUUUGCGUGUUUUUAGCAGAACAAUGGAAUCAUGACGUCAUCGCUUCUUCCAAAACUGGCAUACUCCCGAACUGUUUAUAGCUUUAUACUGAUUUUUCCAGGUCAAACCAUUAUGGCACAGAGUGGAAACGGAGCAGCAACUGAGGGUGAUUUAACAUCACUUAGUACCGAACAAGAACUGAACUUUGAUGAUGACACACUGAAAGGUAAAGAUUCUUACAACGGUUAA
Messenger RNA from Porites lobata, 10400 nucleotides. The record is from the annotation of a GenBank genome assembly. Lineage: Eukaryota; Metazoa; Cnidaria; Anthozoa; Scleractinia; Poritidae.